Drosophila serrata is the source of this 3903-nucleotide messenger RNA. RefSeq names its product N-acetylneuraminate (7)9-O-acetyltransferase. Lineage: Eukaryota; Metazoa; Arthropoda; Insecta; Diptera; Drosophilidae. The record is from RefSeq and is a predicted model, not a curated record.
UGAGAGUUCGCUUACCAUUCGCCCGGACACACCGCCACCAUCAGCUGUUCGAUUCCGAUAGGCGCGGGCGAACAUGGGAAAAUGCGGGGGUGGCGGGUGGCUGGCAGCUGCAGAGAUAGCGGGCGCCUAUCGGCCGGCGAAGGAAGUUCAUUAUUGGCUGCGAAAUCAAUAAAUAAAGCCCCGAAACUGCCCCAGAGACACUGCAGCCAAGGAGUCCAAGGAUACAUGCUGGUGCCCCGGCCAUGCAAUAGUCUUUAAAGUCACUCUAAAAGAGAGAGCAAGCAAGAGGGAGAGCGAGCCAGUGAGUGGGAGAGAGGAGCGACGGGCGUCAAUUAUGGAGCUUCGGGAAUUACGCGGCAGUGGAGGAGGAGGAGGAGUUGCCGUAGCAGGGGGAACAACGGCCGGAAGAGCUGCAUCAGGAGGCGGCUCAGCCCCAUCGGCAGUCAGUCCAGAGCUAGGCGGCAUCUGCAUUGGCGGCUCCGGUGGAGGCGGUCAGCGUUUGCCCACCAAAGCUGAUGUGUUCAUGGAGCAAUUGAAUGCUACCAAUGCCAAGAAGGUGGCGCUGCUCCUGGUGCUUGGCUUUAUACUCUACCACGGCCUACUUAACUGGAACUAUGGAAGCGACUCCUGCCAGUGGCUGCUGUCCAAGGGCCGCUUUAAGGGCGACAAUGAGUGGCAACCAUACGGCUGCAUGGUUCACAAGUACUCCCUCACCGAUACGCGGCGUUGCCUGCGCUACCUUGCCUUCUUCGACAACAAGAAUAACUUUGUGUUCAUCGGUGACGCCAGUGUCCGCCUGCUCUACGAUCGCUUUGUGGAGCAGUUACGUUUGCCCAGUGAGCAGGAGCAGGGGCAGGAGCAGGACACUGACGACAACAAUGCCAGCCGAUCGGCGCGCUUCGAGGAUCAGAAGUUGCAUAUGCUGGCCCAGUACAUCCAAGCGGACGAGGUGAGUCCCUCGCUAGUAGAGCGUCUGUAUCAUCUUGAGGCCGAGAAGCAACUAUCCUCUGUGUAUGUGGUGGGCUUCACCUAUGCCGGUCUCCUCGCCGGCAACACCACCGACGAUGUGCUGCGUCAAUAUGCCGCCAAUCUCACUCUGCUCGUCGCGCCCUUUCAUCGGCUGGUGGCCCAAACGUCUCGCGUGCUCUGGAAACUGGCGGAUCGCGUGGAUGAGGAGAAGUUGCCCGCCAAUUGGAAGCUCCUGCAGAACGAGCACAUUGAACGGCUGAACAAUGUGGCCCGUGGCGUCUUCCGCUAUACGGAGAUCAGUGUGUGGGAGUCGGCAUGGCACAUAGCCAACGGUCUGCUGGACAAUGCCGCCGAGGGGCAUCAGCUGUGCGCGCAUGGACAGCGGCUGGAAGUGCAGCUGUUGUGGAAUAUGUACUGUAACGAUUACAUGAACUACAACGAUGGAACAUGUUGCAGUAGCUCCGAACCGCACACCACGCUACAGAUAGUUGCGUAUGCCUUGUUCGGCGUGUGCAUGUGCCUGGUCUGCGGCCUGUGCUUGAGGAGAUGGAUGCUCCAUCUGCAGGGGCAGACACUGUAUGUGCCGUUACAGCAGCAGGAGCAGCAAUAUCAGUCCAACGAUGGCGUGCGAGGAGGAGCCAGCACGCCUAUGGUGUCCCUGUCCCUGCUGGGCCUAAUUCUGGCCUACUUCUACCUCUGCGACCGCACCAAUUUCUUCAUGAAGGAGAACAAAUACUACUCGGAGUUCAGCUUUUGGAUACCCGUUGGCUAUGUCUUCGCUCUGGGACUGUUCUUCACCGAGGAUUCGCGCUUCACCAAGGUCCUGAAUCGCGAUCAAACGGAUGAGCUGCGCGGCUGGAUAUUGCUGGUUGUGCUCAUUUACUAUAUGACAGGGGCUCAGCGCAUCCUGCCCAUCCACAUGCACAUUAAGCUGCUGAUCUCCGGGUACUUCUUCCUUACCGGCUACACGCACUUCAGCCACCUGUGGCAGACGGGCAGCAAUGGUGGCUCGCUCUUUGUGCGCUUCUUCCAGUCCAUGUUCCGUGCGAACUUCCUUAGUGUGCUGCUGUGCUUCUGCAUGAACCGACCAUAUCAGUUCUAUUACUUUGUACCGCUGCUCUCCUUUUGGCUGUGCGUAGUGUACUUGGUGCUGGCAUUGCCGCCAAGGAUCUCCGCUGCCUCUGUGGACGCCAAUCCGCUGCAUUAUCUAUAUUUGGUGUGCAAGUUCAUAGGCUGCCUCGGAGGAAUCACGGUACUCUUCAUGUCGGAGGUAUUCUUCGAGCGGAUCUUUGUGACACGUCCGUGGAAGGCGCUGUUUGUGACGACAGACGAUGAUCUGCACGAGUGGUGGCACCAAUGGAAGCUGGACAGGUAUACGGUGGCCUUUGGCAUGAUCUAUGCCGCCUGUUUUCACAUCGCCCAGAAGUACAGUGUCUUUGAUGACAACAAUCAUGGGAAUCUCUUCGCGCGACGCACCUCCAUCUCGGUCACUCUGCUGGCCCUACUCGGCGUGGGCGUAUACACCGCCUUCUCCUUCCUCUGCCGCAACGUUCAGAACUGCGAGGAGAUUCACUCGUACAUCCUGUUCAUCCCAAUAGUGGGCUAUGUGGUCCUGAGGAACAUAUCGGGCAUAUUGCGGACGCGCUACUCGGCGUUCUUUGCCUGGUUCGGACGCAUCUCCCUGGAGCUGUUCGUGUGUCAGUAUCACAUUUGGUUGGCCGCCGAUCGUCACGGUGUGCUCGUCCUGCUGCCCGGCUUUCCCACGCUGAACAUGAUCAUCACGUCGUUUAUAUUUGUGUGCGCCUCGCACGAAGUGCACCGUCUGACGCAGAUCCUGCUGCCGUAUGCCGUGCCCAGUGACUGGCGGCUGGUCAUGCGCAACUUUGUCAUCUUCCUUAUAGUGCUCAUCCCAGUGGCAAGGUCGGACGGCAUGUUUUGAUCGGAGGCACGAGCACGGGCCCGAACCUAAUUCCCAUCCUGAGCGAUCUGCAAUCCAAUUGCCGCUUCGAGGAGAGAGUAGACCCUAAGUAUUCGAUGGAUAGCAGCUCCUGCCUGAAUAACACACACACCACACACAGAACAUACAGACCGUGCACUUGCCGGAAUGGGUCGGUUUUGAUCGAAAACAAAAGUCAAGAAGAAAGUUCUAAGCUUCACACUUACUAUAUCUCAUUUAAGUUCCCCCAAAAGUAUUAGUUUUGAAAUGAAAUUUGGUUAUUAGGAAGGAUACUUUAUGUUAUGAUUCUGCUUUCAAUCGAAUACUAAAACUGGCAGGAAAUACCUUUUGACAGCCAUUAAAAAAUCGACCCAAUCUAGUUUAACCAUAUAUAGUGCGUAUCAUAGCUGUAAGAAGCAGGUUGAUGCUAUAAAACCUUAAUUAAAAAAAAACAACUAUGCCAUUUGCUAAAGCAUCAGUUUUAAGCAAAACAAUAUAUUAGUUUCGAUUUGAAUAUUAUUUAAGUGAUUAUUUUGUAAAAGAUACUUUAAUUCUUUGCAUAGCUUCAUCCAUUUUUUUUUUUUGUUUUUGUUUUAUUUCUUGUAAGCUUUAUAGGCAAAGAUUAGAGAUCUCUUAGAGCAAUGCGGUCAAGUUGUAGCUUUGAAAUUACACAUUCUGUAACCUUCUGCUCAACGUAAAAUGCCUUUAAGGCUUAAAUUAUUUUGUAUUUACACAUUCUGGCUUUAACUUAACUUAGGCACAAUAUAUUCUUAUGGUUCUGAAACGCACUGUAUGCACAAUUUACACAUACAUACAUACAUAUAUCGAUAUAUAUAUGCAUAUAUUUUACGCCUAAUGUUUACAACCAUAGGUAUAACUUAGCUUUAAAUAAAUUUUUGCACAAAUUACUUAACACACACACACACACACACACACACAACAAGCAGCGGCAAACCAAAUGUAUGUAUAGAAAAAAUAAAGCAAUGGAUAUAUACUUA